AUCCCCCCCCGGUUUAAAACUCCCCCAACUUUACUUCCACUGCCUUCAUCACACCAAAGUCUUCAUCUUCUUCCCUAUUUUGAUCAUUUUCUGUUGUGGGUUAUAGAGAUUAUUGAACGUUUUACUUGGGUUCGAUGAAGUUCGGGAAGAGGUUAAAACGACAGAUUCAAGAAAGCUUGCCGAGCUGGCGGGACAAGUUUUUGUCGUACAAGGAUUUGAAGAAACUUGUGAGAUUGAUCUCUUCGGCUCCAGCGGCCGCGGCAAAUGGAUCGUCUGAGUAUGGCAAGGCCGAGGCGGAGUUUGUUUAUUUGUUGAACAGUGAGAUCGAGAAGUUUAAUGCGUUUUUCAUGGAAGAAGAAGAGGAUUUCAUCAUCCGGCACAAGGAGCUGCAACAGAGGAUCCAGAGAGCAAUUGGUACUUGGGGCCCAAAUGGCAACCAGCCAUCACAGAUUGACUACGGAAAGGAGAUGGAAAAGAUCAGAAAAGACAUUGUCGAUUUCCAUGGUGAAAUGGUGCUCUUAAUGAACUAUAGCAAUAUCAACUACACAGGGUUGGCUAAGAUCCUGAAGAAGUAUGACAAGAGAACAGGAGGGCUGCUGCGCUCGCUUUUCAUCCAGAAGGUGCUGCAGCAGCCUUUCUUUACAACCGAUCUCAUCUCGCAGCUUGCCAAAGAAUGCGAAAGCUCCAUCGAUGCAUUGUUCACAGUAGCUGAGGAGGAACAAGUUUGGGGAGGAAGAGAGGCGAUAAAAGUGUCGGGAGAAGGGAUUUUCAGGAACACAGUGCAAGCCCUGCUGACCAUGCAGGAGAUCAGAAGAGCAAGCUCCACAUACAGCCACUUCUCCUUGCCACCCCUCAACCUGCCUGAUUCUGAUCUCAUGCUACUGUUUCAACUCAAUUCGCCCAUUCCCAUUCCCUAACAACUUAACAAAAUAUCAAUCUACCAAGUACCAAUCCUUUGCUGCAAUUAGUACACUAAGAAUCUUCAGACUAAAACUAUGCAACCCUUUUUUUUUUUUCUUAUUUCUGGACGUGUGCUGCUAAGUGCAUUGAAAGUGUUUAGAGUAAGGGGCAGCUUUGAGCAAUGAAAAGCUUAUAAAUUCUCAUUAGGAUUGUCCC
Messenger RNA from Diospyros lotus (date-plum), 1116 nucleotides. RefSeq names its product SPX domain-containing protein 3. Bases 135 to 917 code for a protein of 260 amino acids. Lineage: Eukaryota; Viridiplantae; Streptophyta; Magnoliopsida; Ericales; Ebenaceae. The transcript has 3 exons. The record is from RefSeq and is a predicted model, not a curated record. Gene Ontology annotation, biological process: cellular response to phosphate starvation.